AUGGCCGUCACAUCGCUCAGCGGCGUGCUGAUGAGCCAGAAGUGGUACCUUCUGGUUGCUGCUGUCAUCACUUACAUCGCAGUCAAAUGCACGUUUCGCAGGUUCUUCCACCCAUUGGCGAAAGUCCCAGGUCCCUUCCUUCCAGCCGUCACGAAGCUCUACCAGUCCUACUACCAUGGUCGCUACUAUCUCCAGAUCGAAAAGCUGCACCAGCAAUAUGGCCCGAUUGUGCGCAUCACUCCGAGUGAGGUGCACAUAGCAGACGCAGAAUGCUACGAUAAGAUCUACUAUGUCGGGACCAAGUACUGGAAAUCGCCCAACUUCUACAAUGCGCUCUGCGUCCCGUAUGCCAUGUUUGGCACGCCCUCGAACGACGUCCACAAGAUCAGAAGAGGAGCCAUGAACCCGAUGUUCUCGCGGCAGAAGGUGCUGGAUCUGGAGGGCAUUGUACAAGAGAAAGCAAGCAAAACAGUCGUUCUGCACCAUGCCUUUCGUGCUGUGUCGAUCGAUGUGAUUUCAGACUUUGCUUUCGACCGAUGCUACAACUUUUUAGACAAGGAAGACACCGGCGCCCAUUUCUUCGAAAUGGCGCGAGGUAUCGGACCUGCGCUUUGGGCCUUUCAGCAGUUUCCCAGUCUGCAGAAGCUAGCGUUGAAGACGCCACCCUGGAUGGCGCCGUACCUGUCGAAGCCGCUGGGAUAUGUCACAAGCAUGCAGAUCGAAUGCGUGAGGCAAGUCCAAGGCGUGCAGCAGAAGAUGCGCGAGAAGAAGGACCUGGGCAGACAGACCAUCUUUACAACACUUCUGACAGAUAAUGGUGAUAAGCCGGAAGGCUAUCAGAUACCGACGGCAUGGGAGCUGAAGGACGAGGCAUACAGUGUGCUAGUGGCUGCAUCGGACACAACUGGGAAUGCGAUGACAGUGGCAGCUUUCAAUGUGCUACAUAACCAGGAGAUUUACAAAAAGCUGGUAGCAGAGCUGGAAGACCGUUUUCCGCAUCAAACCACCGACUUGCCCUUCGUUGAGCUCGAGAAGCUGCCAUACCUUACCGCCGUAAUCAAAGAAGGCCUCCGCCUGUCCUUCGGCGUCAUCGGCCGCCUCCCUCGCGUCGUCCCAGCCAGCGGCGCAACCUUCCACUCCCACUACCUCCCCCAAGACACCAUCGUCUCUAUGUCCUCCUGGCUGAUGCACCGCGACCCAUCCGUCUUCUCAUCACCCAAUACCUUCUCUCCCGAACGCUGGCUCAUCUCCGACGCCGAGUCUCGCCGCUUAGACCGGAACUUGGUUCCCUUUGGCAGGGGAAGCAGACAAUGUGUCGGGAUGCCGCUAGCGUACACGGAGCUGUAUGUCACGCUUGGGACGUUGUUUAGGCGGUUUCCGAGCGGGAUGAGGGUGUGGAGUGAGGGGACGAAGGAGGUUAUUGGGGAUUAUGAGGAUUUCUUUAGUAGUUAUCAUCCUUAUGCGAAGAGGGACGAUUGGUUCAAGGCUUGGGUGCCGGAGGGGAGGGAGUAA
Messenger RNA from Fulvia fulva, 1512 nucleotides. Its product is annotated as Cytochrome P450 monooxygenase. The record is from RefSeq and is a predicted model, not a curated record. The transcript has 3 exons. NCBI's taxonomy places the organism in Eukaryota, Fungi, Ascomycota, Dothideomycetes, Mycosphaerellales, Mycosphaerellaceae. Gene Ontology annotation, molecular function: heme binding; monooxygenase activity; iron ion binding. The coding region runs from base 1 to 1512 and encodes 503 amino acids.